Molecule: messenger RNA, 1105 nt
Organism: Coniophora puteana RWD-64-598 SS2
Lineage: Eukaryota; Fungi; Basidiomycota; Agaricomycetes; Boletales; Coniophoraceae
Product: WLM-domain-containing protein
Exons: 5
Coding region: 5-1054 (349 amino acids)
Source: RefSeq, a predicted model, not a curated record
UUUAAUGUCACAGACUUUCGUCAAGUCUUUCACUCAUCUCAAGGGGCGCCCUCAUGAAGCCCGUGCCCUGCAGUUCUUACAGACGGUGGCAUCCCUAGUCAAGCCAAUUAUGCGUAAGCAUGGAUGGACUCUCCCUGCUUUGUCUGAGUUCUUUCCCAGUAACCCAAGCCUUCUCGGCCUGAAUAUCAACGGGGGGCAGAAGAUCUUUCUACGACUAAGACCCGCCCACGCCCCCGAUACGUUCUACGACGAAGAUCAUGUCGUACGAACUAUGUUGCAUGAGCUCACACAUAAUGUCCAUGGUCCGCACGACGACAAAUUCUACAAGUUACUGGGAGAGUUGGAAGACGAGUACGAUGCGCUCCGGCGUUCUGGAUACGCUGGCGAAGGGUUCUUCAGCAAAGGGCAGCGUGUCGGGGCGAACGUGUCGCAUAACGUUCCGAUACACCUUGGGAGGGCCAAGGCCCUGGAAGCUGCUGAGAAACGCCGCAAGGUCGGUGAAAUGAUGAGCGGAGGCGGACGCCUGGGUGGAAAACCUGGCGCGUCGAAGUUGACUCCAAGGGAGGCUGCGGCUCAGGCUGCCGAGAGAAGAAAGCACGACGAGAUCGCAUGUGGAACCGGCAUUGAUGCGCAACGGGAAGCGGAGAAGGCUGCCAGAGAAAGCGUCAUGGACAAAGUAGUGAUCGACCUUACUGAGGAUUCAGAUGAAUUCACUCCUGUCGUGAGCUCGAUUGGCAGCGGGUCAUCUAUGAAGGUCGUUUCGAAUGAGGCCUCGUCAAGUCGGACAUUUUCUGACGCGCCAAGCUCGAAGAAACGGAGGGUAGAAUUCGUUCCAAUGGCCGACGUCGCAAAACAUGGUGAAUGGACUUGUCAUACUUGUACACUCGUCAAUCAACCGAUGGCUUUGCAAUGUGAUGCUUGUCUUUCGGAGCGACCACAGGACCACUCAAGAGGGUGGACUUGCAUGUCUUGCGGGGAAAGUGAUAAUCCCCACCAGUUUUGGUCGUGCAAGUUCUGCGGGAGCAUCAAGACAGAGAGCACUGCUGUAGGAUGAAUGAUUCGUUCAUAAUGUGGAUAUAUGAGCAUGUACAAUAUCUAGAUUCCG